Molecule: messenger RNA, 717 nt
Organism: Helobdella robusta
Lineage: Eukaryota; Metazoa; Annelida; Clitellata; Rhynchobdellida; Glossiphoniidae
Exons: 2
Coding region: 1-717 (238 amino acids)
Source: RefSeq, a predicted model, not a curated record
AUGGCUUCCAUAAAAAAAAAUGCAGAAAUAUGCAGUGACCAUUUCUGUAAUAAAGAUUAUAAGGGUUAUGAUGGAGAAAGGAAGGUAGUGCUGAAGGAAGCAUUCUCAUGUUUUCAAGUAUCUGGAAAAGUUGUGACAAGUGCUGAUGUCCAAAACAUAAAAACGUCAAUGAGAGAAAAAAACAAAUCGCAAAACCAAGUUGAUAAGGUCUUAUCAAUUUUUCAAAAAAUACCAGGAGCAACAGAAUCAUCAUCAUUGCCAUGUUCAGAGCUUCUUUUUCCCCGAGCUUUUAAAUCAAGAGGUCGACCAAAAGGAGCAACACUAACCUGUUUAGGCAUGCCUUCAAAACAUUGCAAAUCUAUAUCUUUUGCUUCGAAGCCAACAAGAGAAAAGCAAAAACUGAUGUUACAAUGGUUAUUUGGUAGUGGACAAGAUUAUAAUAUUAGCAAUAUUCAAUCAGUACCAAGUCAGUUCUUAGAUGGACAAGUACAAGAAUGUCUAUAUUUAUUGAAAGAUUUUUUAGAUCUAAAUGUUUUGAAAGAAAUGAUAAAUAAAUGUUCCAAUGAAGAAUGGAUGUGUGGAACCUGUAGCAAUGAUCUUAGGGAUGUUCGAAGUGUUUCCUGUGAUUCCUGUCUCAAGUGGUUCCACUUUUCUUGUGCAGGCAUCAAAAGGCCUCCAAGUAAAAAAGAAUGGUUUUGUAAAGCAUGCAGGAAAUAA